CCUUCAGAUUAGCUGCCCAUCACUGCCAUGAAGAUGUUGUCGGCGGUCGGUCGUACCAUUGCUACCCCGAGGGUGUUGCCAGUGGAAAAGAAAAUUUCUUUGCCGGUGGAAAAACGGAUUCCCGGCAGCCCCAAGGGCUCGGAAAGCAAGACGUUCGACUUUAACAUUCUCGCGGUAGCAGAUUGCUCACCCCGUACGCCCACUUCGCGUCGGCACAGCUUGCAGGGAGAUCAGUCAGUAACCAGCGUCGCAAGUCUGAAGACGCCACGGGUGCGGAAACGACCUUCCAUGGUCUCGCAGAGUAGCAGCGUGAGCCAGCAAGGUCAGGAUGAUAGGCAAGUGGAUGCACUGGUUAGUGCGGGUGUUGGCUCUUGGGCUGGAAGCCAAGCAGUUGGCUCUCUCAAGACUGGUGCUGAAGGCAUAGUAGAACCAGAAGAGUUGUUGACAGGCUUAUGCCCUCGCAGUGAUCAGCCUCAGUGUGGCAACAUCAAAGAAGCUCAUCUCAGAGAGGUCGAAAAUGUGGUGGUUGACUGUGAAGGCUUGCUCUUCAACGUUCAGGAAUCGGACGGCCCAAAGUCCUGUUCAGAGAACUACGUGCGAAAGAACGUUGAGUUCUUGAACGCUCUGGCAGACGCAGGGAAGCGCUUGGUCUUUUGCGACAGUGCCAAUUUGCAGGUGACGAGGGAGCGGUUCCUUGAACAGCUGCAGAGUAAAGGAAUCAAGAAGGACAGGUGCCAGGUCUGGACUCCUGCCUGCACUGCAGCCUGGUAUCUGAAAUUGCAAGGAUCAGUUAAGCCAUUGAUCGUUUCAACGCAGGCUGCUUUCGUGCAGGAAAUGAAAGACCUUGGCUUCAAGGAUUGCCUCAGCAUUUUGGAGGAGAGCGAACUCAUAGAAGAGCUGAGCGUCCCAGAUACAACAGCAGGAGAAGAUCAUUUAGAGGCAGCCCUGAAGCGUUUGGGACGUGCUGAUGCAGUAGUCAUUGGUCCUCUGAAGGACAUGUCGGCCCUGAUGACAGCCCUGAUCGACAGCAUACUGGACGUAGUCUCAGCGCAAUCCACGUGGCCCAUGCUAGUGUGCUGCUGCCCUCCACGGACACGGAAAAAAAUGAAGAUCAUGAGGAGCUCCGUGGCUGGACAGCGCUUGUUGCGGGGGGUGCUUCACGAGGAAUUUAUCGAUGCGCAAUGGCCAUCCAUCAUGCUGUCAGCCGCAUUGUGUGACACACAGCGCUUCAAACCGGGUGAAACUUUGAUGAUUGGAAGGAGCUUCGAAAAAACUGCAAGGUUUGCGUACAGGGCUGGCAUGUCAUGCCUCCUGGUUUUGGACACCCUCGAGGGCCAACUUCAGUUGACCAAGGAGAUGCGCAGGGAAUGUGUGCCUGACUAUGUCGCUCCCAGUCUCGGGCAUGUCAUGGGCAUCGACUGAGAUCUUCCGACGUUUUGAAUUUUUAGAUGGCUUUUUGAAGAUCAUGCGCCCGUAGGCCGUAGGACGAACAUGAUCAAGAUAUGGAGCUUGAGAACGAC
Molecule: messenger RNA, 1520 nt
Organism: Cladocopium goreaui
Lineage: Eukaryota; Dinophyceae; Suessiales; Symbiodiniaceae
Source: the annotation of a GenBank genome assembly